This is a messenger RNA of Aedes aegypti (yellow fever mosquito), 1447 nucleotides long. RefSeq names its product arrestin domain-containing protein 2. Gene Ontology annotation, cellular component: cytoplasm. Bases 220 to 1374 code for a protein of 384 amino acids. Gene Ontology annotation, biological process: protein transport. The transcript is spliced from 4 exons. The record is from RefSeq and is a predicted model, not a curated record. NCBI's taxonomy places the organism in Eukaryota, Metazoa, Arthropoda, Insecta, Diptera, Culicidae.
GAUAGUAGGUGGCGAUGGAAGAAAGUAAAAUUCGCAAAACAAACCGCAACUGCACCAACAUAACGAAACUCAACGCAAAAUCGAUGUGGAUUGCAACAAAUAUUGAAACUCCUACACAUCGAAGUGUAAUGAAACGAAGCAUCAAAUCUCAAACACCACCCAACCCAUGCAAAGCGUUUCUCAGUCUCAGAAGAACCAUCAUAAAGCAGAGGCGACACGAUGGCGCCUCCUCACUGCGAAAUCCGUUUCGACGAUAAUCCACAAGGGGUCUACCACGGUGGACAAAUUCUAUCCGGUUCGGUGGAACUGCGACUGGACAAACCCAAACUGGUCAAUGAUUUUCGUCUGGUGAUAUCUGGUUGUGCGGAAGUUCGCUGGAGCGAGAGGCGAACCAGGGAUCGAAAAGUGACCUACACCGGAAAGGAGGAUCUGCUUCGAGCCGAAACCAAGUUGAUUCCGGAGAGUAAUUCCAAUACUGAAAUACCGGCUGGCAUACACGUAUACAACUUCUCAAGUCCAAUACCAUCCCAUGUGCCUACAUCGUUCGAAGGAGAACACGGUAAAAUUCGUUACACAGUUCGUGCCAUCCUGGAACGUCCGUGGAAAUUCGACCAGACGUGUACGGCGGCAUUCACUGUGUUGAAACCAUUGGACCUGAAUCAACUCAUUUACACAACCAAAGUAAGCAGGAAGGAAACUCUGAUUAAAACCUUUUGCUGUUGGCCAUGCACUUCCAAUCCGCUUUACAUCGAGGUGGAAAUACCAGUAUCAGGAUACGUUCCAGGUCAGAAGAUCCCCAUUACGGUUGCCCUGAACAAUACCAGCAGUACCACAAUAGUUGGUAUUAAAAGUAGCCUCGAACGAAAGGUCACCUACAUCAGUCAAUACCCAAGGGAAAAGAGUCGAGUCGUUGGCAAGUGCCUGGCCAGCGUUUGGACAACUGUGACCACCGACAAAAGUGCCACUUACUCUCAGAAUCUAGAGAUCCCAUCGGUCGCCCCUACGGGAAAGUGUUCCGUCCUAGUCAUAGAUUAUUUGCUGAAGGUAAAAGUGCAUUGUGGUGGUUUGCACUCGAACCCGAAAAUCAAAAUUCCCAUCACGAUUGGAACUAUCCCAUUUGCCUUAUCGCCGACGACGACAGCUGCCGGUCCAAAUGAUAAUAUUGGAUGGUCCAAUGACACAGUAAACGCCCCAAGCGCCCCAAUGUUACCGCCUUCACCCAUCGAUAAAGAGGAUUUACCGCCACCUUCCUACGAGGAAGCCAUGCACGGAACGGCUAUCAACGUGAAUGAUGAUGAACCGAAUGCCAUUGGGUUCCAAGCAUUUAUACCUCGAUACCCGGUGUACAAUUUUGAUGCUGCCAGGAACAAUUAAAGUCUUACAUAUAUUUAUACUGUAAUAUAUAACUGUGACGUAAAUACAUAAAACGAUCUUACUUUACCAAAAA